AUGGCUCAUUCUUCCAAAGAGUUAUCUGAGCCACUUGAUGAAAGUGAUUUUGAUGACCUCGGUAAAGAAAAGGCAUCGAAAUUUCGUUUUUAUGGUGAACAGUAUUACUGGUUACUACUCGGAAAAAACUUGAAUGAAAGCGUUAAUGCAUUGAAUGAUGACGAGUACAGUAUAUCAACGGAUCUUGUUGUGGCAGUUGUAAAUGAGACGGAUGUCGUAAUGUACGAUAUUUACAAUCAUUGCAAAUACAGAGGUGGAUCGAUGAAUAUUACCCUAUUGGGUAGUUGGAACAUCAAAAGAAAAUUGAAUAUUACUCUCACUCAAAGUAAGUUUAGUAGGAGAUCCAAUUUCCAUGGCAUGAAUCUUCGUAUGGCAGGACUUAACAUCUCUAAGCCUCAAAAUAACAACAUGAGCCCAAAUCUGGUGCUGAACCGGCCAAAAGAUGUGCCACUAGAAGUUUAUUUACAAGAUUAUGCGUCAAAACAAGAUGACAGCAUGGCUAAAUUCACAUACACACUUUGGCUGCAUAUAGCUGACUUAUACAAUUUCACAAUUCAAGCACAAGAGCUGACUGUGUGGAAACCCACUAACAGAAAUGGUCCCAUGAUAAAGAUGCUUCUUGAAAGAUCUGCUGAAUUAGGUGGAAGCACUGGUAUUCCUACUCCAGAAAGAUUAUCAAUCAUGACACCGAUUCCUACUUGGCCUCUUCGAACUUGCUUCAUGUUCCGUACAACGCAAGCGAAGCACAUUAAAGUGAAUCAUUUUUUAAGACCAUUAGCCACAGCUACUUGGUACUUAACUAUAGUCUUGAUAAUAGUUACAAUAUCAGUAUUUUCUUGUGUUUUAACAACGGAAUACAUUAGUGACAAAUUUGAACGUUAUUCUGUAUCAUUUCUAUUUACAAUUGGAAGUGUGUGUCAACAGGGCUCCGAUCUACAAAUUACGCAGGCCUCCAGUAGAAUAGCAUUUCUACAAACUAUGAUCUUUAGCCUUCUCAUUUAUAAUUAUUAUUCAGCAAGUGUAGUAUCAGCACGAUUGAGUGAGCCUUUAGAAAAAAUUAAUGAUUCAUUAAACGAGUUGGCAAAAACUAGUUUGAAAUUUGGUGCUGAACCAAGUCUUUAUUUCAAUUUUUUUAUUAAGAGAUCGGACUGGGAAGCACAGCAGUUUUAUUACAAACAGUGGGUCAAUGUACCAGAAGAUGAGAAAUUUUUGCCAGCUCACGUCGGUAUAAGACGAAUUUUGCAAGGAGAUUUUGCUUAUCAUAUAGAUGUUAAUGUAGCUUACCCCAUGAUCGAAAGACUGUUUGAUAAUCAACAGACUUGUCAAUUAACGAUGGUAUAUCUCGUACGACCACUUGAUUCGUCUAUAUUCAUGGCUUCAAACAAUUCAUUUGUAGAACUAGCUAAAGUUGGUCUUGCAAAAAUUAGAGAAACAGGGCUUAGAAUAAGACAAGUACACAGAUGGGCUGCAAGAACACCAGAAUGUAGAAGCGACAUACUUGUUAUGGACCCUAUAAAUAUAUACGAAGCUGCACCUGCUUUUUUACUCUAUUUAUUUGGAAUCAUGUUAGGAUCAUUCCAGUACAGAAAAACUGUUCAUUUGUGCUUGAUGUAA
Messenger RNA from Copidosoma floridanum, 1614 nucleotides. Its product is annotated as ionotropic receptor 75a-like. Gene Ontology annotation, molecular function: ligand-gated monoatomic ion channel activity. Gene Ontology annotation, cellular component: membrane. The record is from RefSeq and is a predicted model, not a curated record. NCBI's taxonomy places the organism in Eukaryota, Metazoa, Arthropoda, Insecta, Hymenoptera, Encyrtidae.